GUGGUAGGAAUCCUCAAAGGAUACGAUCAACUACUGAAUCUCGUCUUGGACGAAGUCGAAGAACAGAUCAACGAACCAGAGCCCCACUCCCGCUCACUAGGCCUCGCCGUCCUCCGAGGACCCACCAUCACCCUAGUAAGCCCCGUCGACGGCCUAGAAGAGAUCGCCAAUCCGUUUGUGGCGCAAGAGUAG
Molecule: messenger RNA, 192 nt
Organism: Serpula lacrymans var. lacrymans S7.9
Lineage: Eukaryota; Fungi; Basidiomycota; Agaricomycetes; Boletales; Serpulaceae
Exons: 2
Cellular component (GO): U12-type spliceosomal complex; U2-type prespliceosome; spliceosomal tri-snRNP complex
Molecular function (GO): RNA binding
Source: RefSeq, a predicted model, not a curated record